This is a messenger RNA of Fomitopsis serialis, 1538 nucleotides long. RefSeq lists its product as uncharacterized. Bases 177 to 1235 code for a protein of 352 amino acids. The record is from RefSeq and is a predicted model, not a curated record. The transcript has 12 exons. Lineage: Eukaryota; Fungi; Basidiomycota; Agaricomycetes; Polyporales; Fomitopsidaceae.
AAUGUAUCACGACCACCACGACCGCGUACUUUGACCUCAGCAGCGUUCAGACGUCCUUCAACAUCUACUGCUAGCCCAGGUGAUGUACUUACAGAUUCCAGUUAAGCCGGUGCCAGUGUCGAAAGCACCAGGGCGUCUUUACCUGUGCAUUGGCAGCGUAUUGGUGUUGUCACAAGAUGCGCAUGGUGAAAAAAGAACACCGCGACGCCAGUGGCAGUAUGGCAGCUAUGCCAACAGAGACUGCCUGGCGCCGACGCUUACCUCCGGAAACAUGGGACAGCAUCGUUGAAUAUCUCCGGGAUGACCAUGACGCGCUUAUGGCAUGCAGUCUUACCAGCUGUACCCUGCUUCCCUCAUCUCGACGCCACACGUUCCAUCUUGUCUCUCUCCACAAUGCCAGCCGUUACCACUCGUUGAAAGCUAUACUUAGCAAACCCAACUACGUGGAGCAAUAUGUCCGUGCACUCGCCGUUCAUGCAUACAAGGUUCCGGCCAAUGGCGAAUGGCUAUUACUCCUGUCGAAGCUGGAUCGUCUCGCGCACCUGAAGCUAUAUCGAUUCUCGUUCUCCAUUCCUUACAAGCUGAAGAAGGAUAUAUGCGCCCUUAUCAGCACGUUUAUCUGGGAUCCCGACACCGCCUCUGCGGCACAAAGCUCGUCCUUGGUCAUGCUCACCGAAUGGUUCGCGAGAGCGCAGUGGCGCCUACGGAGAAUUGCCAUCGGUCAGAUUCAUUCGAAGUCUACUCCACUGAUCCACGCACAAAGGGUGGUCAGCGACGCAGGCGACUCCCUAGAGCACCUGUUUCUCGAGUUCGCGGACGGUCGUAAUGUCCCAGCUGUCUCUCUCGACCUUCGCAACAACGCUCGUCUCAGGACGCUUCACCUCGUGGUCCCUAUCCGUCGCUCGAGCACCCGCGACACGCUGGGUGACCUCAAUCCAUCGGAGACUAUACUCCGCGACCUCUGCGUCACCCGUCCCCUCAUCAAGUUCACGUUCUGCUUCGAUCUCAGGAUCAGCAUCUUGUCGGCCUUGCCGCUCACGCAUUUCCCUGAAGAGCUGCGUGCGGAGGCUUCAUCUAUCGUGGCCCUCUGUGCGACCAUGGUCUCCGAACUCGCAGCGAAACUCCCGUGUCUUCAGGGACAGGAGGAAGGGCGCGGUUUGGGAUCCCUCUCUAGAGCAACUCCCGAUGGACAGUGCUAUUCGUCGCAACACUUGCUUGCUCCAUGGAACUCCUGAGACGGAGCCUUCACGCAGCAGCGAAGAUGCAAGUGCCUUUUCAGAGUGACGCGAAGGCCAAGGGAACGCAAGAUGCGACGUUUCUUCGCAAAUGAUUGCACAGAAUGGAUUGUAACAUAUGUACCAUGCGUUCGCUAAUACUUACUAUACCUGCGAGUCUCAAUCCAUUUGGUCUCCGAACUAUGCCAGGCAUCGGCAAAUUGUUGUCAAUAUUCGAGUUCUUGUACCCGGCCACCCCAGUUUUGCGCAGCGUCCGGGUCAUACUCAAAGAGAUCCGUCCCAUAAAACAUGAAGAACGCCUCC